Tetrahymena thermophila SB210 is the source of this 732-nucleotide messenger RNA. Its product is annotated as phosphatidylinositol 4-phosphate 5-kinase. The transcript is spliced from 2 exons. NCBI's taxonomy places the organism in Eukaryota, Ciliophora, Oligohymenophorea, Hymenostomatida, Tetrahymenidae. Gene Ontology annotation, biological process: vesicle-mediated transport. The record is from RefSeq and is a predicted model, not a curated record. Gene Ontology annotation, cellular component: membrane.
AUGAAAUUCUUUACAAAAAGUAAUACAGCAGACAGUCAAAGUUCAAAUAAUAGUUUAAAUGGGUUUUACAAUAAAUCCUAAACUACAAAAGGUAGUUCUGGCUUGAGUUUGUUUACAAACAAUGCUUUAAAAAAUACAUAAACAGAUAUUGAUGAAGAAAAUAAUGGUUUACUAAGUAGGGCAUUUAGGAAGUUCAAAGACAAUUUUAAAAAUACUGUAUCAAGCUCAUAAAAUAAUUUAAAGGGUUUGACAAAUAAGAUGCAAGAAGUCUAAGAAGCAGCUGAAAACUGGAAGAAUUUCUCAAUAUUAUUUGGCUUUGGUGCAUUUUUUAUUUUAGUAUCAUUAGCAUUCUUGCCCGUUUUUGUUUUAGUCCCUGCUAAAUUUGCAAGUCUCUUUACUCUAGGAAGUGUUUGUAUUCUUUUAAGUAUAGCAGUUAUGAAAGGUUUUAAGGAAUUCGUAAAGAUCCUUAUUUAAAAAGAAAAAAUAUAGUAUUCAAUUGCAUAUAUUAUUACGAUUUUUGGCACUUUGUACUUCUCGAUCAUUUAGAAAUCUUAUUUAUUGGCAAUUAUCUUUUCAGUGGCUCAGAUGUUUUCUUUAGGAUUUUUCGUUGCUUCAAGCUUUCCAGGAGGAGCAAAUGGCAUGAAAUUUGUGACCAAAAAGCUAUUUGGCUUUUUAAAAGGAAUAUGUUGCAUGUGUUUUAAGCCAAAGGAAAGUUCUUUUUUACCAAUAUGA